Molecule: messenger RNA, 690 nt
Organism: Phyllostomus discolor (pale spear-nosed bat)
Lineage: Eukaryota; Metazoa; Chordata; Mammalia; Chiroptera; Phyllostomidae
Product: atherin-like
Exons: 2
Coding region: 1-690 (229 amino acids)
Source: RefSeq, a predicted model, not a curated record
AUGGGCCAGGCACGUUGUCGCGCUGCGCCCCGGCCGGCGGCCCGCAGCCCCGGAGCCAAGGGCCCGGCGAAGGCGUCUGUCCCGCGUGGCCCAGCGAGGGGCGCCCGGCCGCCCUCCCCGCCCCCAGCCCCCGCCGGCGGGACCCCAGGUGCGGAGGGGGCGGGGCGGGCCCAGGUCCCCGCGUGGCGCGUGGUGGCCAGCAACAGGGCGCCGCCCCGCCCGACCCCGGAGCGCGGGGGGGAGACCGUUAUCCGAGAGAGACGUGGGACCCCCGGCAACUCACCGGCUCGCACCACGGCCGCCUCCGCGCCUCCGCCGCUGCCGCUCCGCUCCCCUCCGCCCGCCGCUGCUGGUCUCGGUCAGCCGCAGGCGCCGCGAAGCAGCCCCAUCUACAAACUCGGGGCUCGGAGUUGGGAACUGGAAAUGCGGUUCUCACUCCCCUCCGCCUCCUUCCCCCUCGUCCCUACCCCGCUCCGCACUCCGCCUCGGCUCGGGUGGCCCGCACCGCUGUCGCCGCCACCUUCCGUGGAGAAUGUGGUGGAUGCAGAGACGGACUCCUCAGAUCUGCUUUCGGAGAAAGACUGGUUGCCCGGCUGCAGGACAGCUGGCAGCGCUUGGGAUCAGCUCAGCUGCAGAAAGCCCACGGGCUCAAACACGGGCCCCGACCCUUCUCAGCGUGGUCCAUAUUGA